Molecule: messenger RNA, 315 nt
Organism: Penicillium canescens
Lineage: Eukaryota; Fungi; Ascomycota; Eurotiomycetes; Eurotiales; Aspergillaceae
Product: ankyrin repeat domain-containing protein
Exons: 1
Coding region: 1-315 (104 amino acids)
Molecular function (GO): protein binding
Source: RefSeq, a predicted model, not a curated record
AUGUUGCUGAAGCGAACGGAUACCGAUGUCAAUAAAGCGGAUUACUGCCUUCGCACGGCUGCAUCAUAUGCUUGUCAAAUGGGCCAUGAUGCCAUCUUCCAAUUACUUCUAAAGCGGAGUGAUCUUGAAUUGGACAAGGCAGAUGAUGAUGGUCGCACACCCUUGUCUCGGGCAGGGGAGAACGGCCAUGUGAAAGUCGUGCAGCUCCUGCUCGAACACCGACCAGCGUUGAUAAAUGUACAGGAUAAAGAUCGAUCAACGUGCCUGAUGAAGCUUCCGAGAAAGGUCAUCUUGCUGUUGUUCAAUUGCUCUUGA